UUUCGUUUUUAACGUACGCGCGCCAAGACGCAAAAGCAACAGCUCGAAAACCAAACGCAUUGCCCAAUACGAAUUCUCAAUACAAAACACAAGUGUGACCAGCGUCUGCGAAUUCAAUUCGUGUAUCCAAAAAACCCAAGAAACACCCACCUUAACCAGCCACCGCCUAAGUAACCACCGCCAAGAUGUCUCACUCCGUGACCAUAACCCGCACCACCACCAGCACCACCAACACCUCCUACAUUGUGCUAAACACUGGCUACCUUAAGACCUUUCCGGGUAUUUUGAAGCUCUUCCAGUUGCUCAUUGGCGUUGCUGUGGUCACCCUGAUGGCGAUGCACUACAGUGAUAGUGUCUACUACCGCCAGCAGCAAUAUCUGUUCCACUACCUGAUGGCCACCACAUUUAUGAUAGGGACAUUUUGUUUAUUCCUAGCGUGCCUCACAUCGCUGAGCACGGGCGGACUCAUCGCCAAGACGAUCUACGAGCUGAUCUAUCACUCUGUUGCCGCCAUACUAUUGCUCGUCUCGUCGGCCUGCCUGCUGAUUAAGGUGCGCGAUAACAGGCACGAUGCCUACAUGGCGGCCGGUGUUCUGGGCCUGGUCAAUACGGUGCUCUACUUCAUAAGCGCAUUCCUGGCACAUCGCUCGUAUCGCGGCAUUUAAGCGGAAAACUCAAUCGCUGGCAUUUUGCGAGAUCUAACAUAAAUAGUUCAUCAGAAACA
Drosophila navojoa is the source of this 724-nucleotide messenger RNA. RefSeq lists its product as uncharacterized. The record is from RefSeq and is a predicted model, not a curated record. Gene Ontology annotation, cellular component: membrane. Lineage: Eukaryota; Metazoa; Arthropoda; Insecta; Diptera; Drosophilidae.